This is a messenger RNA of Sorex araneus (European shrew), 942 nucleotides long. Its product is annotated as olfactory receptor 8K3-like. Gene Ontology annotation, cellular component: membrane. Gene Ontology annotation, molecular function: G protein-coupled receptor activity; odorant binding; olfactory receptor activity. The transcript has a single exon. The record is from RefSeq and is a predicted model, not a curated record. Gene Ontology annotation, biological process: sensory perception of smell; G protein-coupled receptor signaling pathway. The coding region runs from base 1 to 942 and encodes 313 amino acids. NCBI's taxonomy places the organism in Eukaryota, Metazoa, Chordata, Mammalia, Eulipotyphla, Soricidae.
AUGGACAAACACAACCUCACAGAGCUGAAGGAAUUCAUCCUCCUGGGAAUCACAGACCGCCCAGAGCUGCAGGCUCCCCUAUUUGUGCUCUUCCUCGUCAUCUACAUGAUCUCACUGGUGGGCAACCUGGGCAUGGUCAUCCUCACCAAGGUGGACCCCAGGCUGCAGACACCCAUGUACUUCUUUCUCAGACACCUGGCGCUCACGGAUCUCGGCUACUCCACCGUUGUGGGACCCAAAAUGUUGGUAAAUUUCCUAGUGGAACAAAAUACAAUCUCUUUUUACUUUUGUGCCACACAGCUGUUUUUAUUUAUCAUGUUCAUGACUAAUGAACUUUUCAUCUUAGCAACCAUGUCCUAUGACCGCUAUGUGGCCAUCUGCAACCCUCUGCACUACACAGUCAUCAUGUCCCAAAGGCUGUGUCUGGUGCUGGUGGUAAUCACCUAUCUCUACAGCACCUGUGUUUCUCUUGUGGUCACCAUAAAACUUUUUAAUCUAACCUUCUGUGGCUAUAAUGUCAUUAAUCAUUUCUACUGUGACGAUUUCCCCUUGUUAACUUUGGUCUGCUCAAACACUCAUGAAGUCGAAUUCUUGACAAUAAUUUUUGCAGCUCUUGAUUUGAUCUUCACGCUUCUCAUAGUCCUAGUGUCUUACCUGCUCAUCCUCAUUGCCGUUCUCAGGAUGAAGUCAGCUGAGGGCAGACGCAAAGCUUUUUCCACCUGUGGAUCCCACCUGACAGUGGUCGUAUUGCUCUAUGGGACUCUAAUAUUUAUGUAUGUGAAGCCCAAGUCCAGUCAUUCUUUUGACACUGAUAAAAUGUCAUCUAUAUUUUAUACCCUGAUUAUCCCCAUGUUGAAUCCCUUGAUCUACAGCUUGAGGAACAAGGAUGUAAAAUCAGCACUGCAGAGAAUUUUGGAAAGAGUUCGCAAUAUAUUUUCUUAA